GUUAUGAUCUCGUGCACGAAAUAAGUUUUAGAGUUUGCAGACCAACAGUUUGAUGAAAUGAAAUCCUAAUGAAAGUGAUGAUCGGCUUAGUCGUUGACUCCUUAUUUGUCAGCUGUCGGCGAACGUACACCAGAUUGAAUAAUAUAAAGUAAUGCAGAGUAUAAACGGGACAGUUCGUGGUUUUUGUAAAUACCCAUUGGCUGGAUCUCUCUGGGCACGCAAUUCUUGCUCCAAAUUAUUUGUUGGAGGGCUUUCAUAUGAUACCAACGAGACUGUUUUGAAGAAUGCUUUUGAAAGACACGGUGAAAUCAUUGAAGUUCGAGUUGUUGCCCGUCAUGUGAGUGAGAAAUCAAGAGGGUAUGGGUUUGUGCGUUUCACUUCUGAAGCUUCAGCCAUUGCUGCUCUUAAGGAAAUGCAUUCCCGGGUAUUGGAUGGUAGAAAUAUUCGAGUUGAAUUCACACUCAAGGGAUGAUUGAUUGAUAUUUAUCAUUAGAGUGGUUUGGUGUCUUCCAUGUUGGUAGUUAUUGAUUUUCAUUCAAUCAAUGUAGGAAAACUUGGUUUCAUGUGUUGAAUCUGUGACUUAACUU
Hibiscus syriacus is the source of this 587-nucleotide messenger RNA. RefSeq names its product glycine-rich RNA-binding protein 4, mitochondrial-like. The transcript has 4 exons. NCBI's taxonomy places the organism in Eukaryota, Viridiplantae, Streptophyta, Magnoliopsida, Malvales, Malvaceae. The record is from RefSeq and is a predicted model, not a curated record. Gene Ontology annotation, molecular function: RNA binding. Bases 152 to 472 code for a protein of 106 amino acids.